GUUAGAACGAUCGAAGAUGGCAGGCAAGAGACAUGCCAAGAGGAUAUUUAGGAAGGACAAAACCUUUGCUCAGAACCUCUUUUGGUUAGUUAAGAGGUUUGACUUUUAUGGAAAGAAUAUUGUGUUGACCUUCCAGGGGGAGAAUAAGUAUAGGACUCAUAUAGGAGGCAUGGCUUCUAUUGUUGUCGGGCUUAUUGUUUUGUCUUAUUUGGGAACUUUGACGAGGACUAUGUUUGAGAAGGGAGAUACUACUUUUAUUAAGACUUCCUUUAUUAAUGAUAUUUCUAAUGAUAAUGAAGUCCAUUACCCAGCCAGACAUAGUGAUGAGACAGGAGCAGUGAAAAAUCAUUUCGAUUUCGCAUUUCAAUUUACAUCUGAUGGAACUAAUUAUUUGAAUGAAUCGAAUGCUUUCGGAUUUGAAAUUAAUUUGGUUGAGCAGGUAUGGACUACAGUGAAUGGUGAUGCUAUGACUAGUAGGACAAGGACAUCUAUUGGAUUUGAAAAAUGAGGAGAGACUCAUCUGAAUUAUGAGGAUUUGGCUGAAAUAAAAAGGCUUGGAAUCGAUGACUACUAUUGCCCUCUACAGAAUGAUUAUUCUAUAGCUGGAACAUUUUAUUCAGCUAAAUAUAAUUAUGUUGAGAUGAAACUGAAGACUUGAGUGAAUGGGACUGUUUCUAAUUGUCUCACUCCAACUCAAAUAGAAACAUUGCUAAAUAAAGGAAAAUUUUCGUUAGCAAUUGUUAAUACAGUUCUUGAUUUUAAAAACUAUGAUGAUCCUAUCCAAUACGUCAUUGAUGAUAGUUUCCACUGGGAAUUCUAUCCGAACAUUAGAAAGAAGGCUGAGUUAUUUAUUAGAAAGAACCAAGCUACUUUCAAAGACGAAAUUCUUCAAAGUUGGAGUUCCAAGAAUUCUGAGUUCUUCCAAGUUAUCGAUUCUAAGGACAGUUUUGAAUCUGUAUCUACAGAGGGAGAUGUGCUCUCAAUAUAUUGGAGAUACGAUAAGGUUAGUGACGUCUAUGAGCGUAAGGUAUAUACACUAGGUGACCUCCUUGGUCAAGCAGGUGGAUUCUUUGGUUCACUAAUUGCAAUUGGUUCCAUUUUUCUAUCUAUCUUCUCAUCACGUCUGUUUGUAUCCUCCAUUUUGAAGAAGAUAUACCAAAUUGACACAUGGCAGGAAAGGGAAAGACUCGACCCUGAUCUAAAAGAGAAUAACAAGGAUUACCUUCAGAAUCGAAGCUUCAUAUACAAAGAUGAUGGCCGAAGAGUUACAAAGCCAUAUACUCAGAGUGAGAAGUUCCAUGCAGAUACUCUCAAAACUAUUAAAAAGUUCACUGGAGUUCUAGAAGAUUCUCAGGACGAACUCAAAGACAAAGAAAAGAUGAAGGAUGGAAUCCUGGAUGAGUGUGAACAAAGUAUGAGAGAAAGAAGAAUUCUCAGAUAUGGAUAUUCCGACAUCUUCCAUUAUUUGUUGUGCUGUGUGGUUUGAAGAAAGAAAAGAUCGAUGAGGCUGAAAAAGAAAUUCAGAGAUCACCUUUAUUAUGAGGUCGGACAAGAAAAGCUAUAUGAUGAAUUAUAGGCAAGUAUUUGAAAAAUUAAGUUUAUAGACUGCGUUACCAUCAUUAAAUCAGUGCGUCAAAUCAAACUUCUUACAUCAGUCCUUCUCACUGGGGACCAAAAGUUUAUGUUGAAGUUUCAGCGUAAUAAUGUGAUUGACUCUUCAUCAUCAGGAACAUCAGACGAAGGAAAGAUGAAUAUUGUAAAUCUAUUGAAAUCAACAGAUAACCCUAAGCACUCCAAGUUGGUCAAUUCUAAGAUUCAAAAAGCAAUAUCUGACAUGCGAACUAAACAGCUUGAAGAAGUUGAUGAGAGAAUCAUUAGUGGGAUCGUUAAGAAGAGGUUUUCAGAUUCCGAUGUAGAGGAGUCUAAAUCUGAUUCACCACCAGGUGAUCAAGAAUUUGUGGAAAUCAAGGAAGCUAGCAAUGAACCCAAGAGAAUCAGCACAGGAGUCCCUUUGAUAGAAAGACAUUCUUUGGAAGAUCCUUCUUCUCAUGGGUCCAGAUUGCAAGAUAGAAAUAGAAGGAUGCCUAAAAACCCUUAUCUCAGCUCAGAUUUUGUGUAUGGAGAUAGGUCUCCUCCAGACAUGGAGGGUUCCUUGAAUGACCAGCAGAUUCAUGGGGGUGGGCUUAAGAAAUCCAAAUACUCUUACAUCAGUUCCUAAAGAUUCUUAGUAGAUAUAAUUUUGAAUGAA
Molecule: messenger RNA, 2248 nt
Organism: Moneuplotes crassus
Lineage: Eukaryota; Ciliophora; Spirotrichea; Euplotida; Euplotidae
Source: the annotation of a GenBank genome assembly